AUGUCUUGGCUAUUUGGUAAAAAAAAACAAAAAGAAUCACCAACAGAUUCAGCUGAAGAGACAACAUCAGUUGGACCAAGUCAACCAGAUGAUUAUAUUAUCAUUGAAAAACAAGGAAAUCCAUUUGCUCCAAUGAAUCCAGCAUCUGGUAGUGUCUCUUCAUCAAGUGGAAAUUCACUGUAUCCAUAUUUAAAUGAUGGAUCAAUGAAUUAUCCAUCAGUACCAUCAACAAUACCUCAACAAAUAAAUAACAACAAUAAUCAAAUUGAACAACAAAAUUAUUUAACUGGUGUACCAUUUAAAUUGAGUAAACAAUUUGAUGAUGAUCAAAAUAACGAAAUUGAAAGAUUAAAAAUUGAUGAAAUAAUAUCAUAUUAUUCACGUGUCAAUGUUGAUAAUUUUAAUUAUGAUUUUGGUCUUGAAGAAAGUGUCAUUAAUGAAUUAGAAAGUACAACUGAUUAA
Aphidius gifuensis is the source of this 462-nucleotide messenger RNA. RefSeq lists its product as uncharacterized. Bases 1 to 462 code for a protein of 153 amino acids. NCBI's taxonomy places the organism in Eukaryota, Metazoa, Arthropoda, Insecta, Hymenoptera, Braconidae. Gene Ontology annotation, cellular component: ESCRT I complex. The transcript has a single exon. The record is from RefSeq and is a predicted model, not a curated record.